AUGCGUCUACACUUAAUCGCAAGCAUGCUGGUAGGACUCCUCCUCUCUGGAUCAGUCUCGUCAGCUGUUAUCUCGAAUCCUGAAGAGGGCAUCAUCACCAGGCGGCAAGCAGUCAACAGCAGUGAACUGUCGCUCGUUACUUUCGAGCUCGACGAGAUUUCAGUUGUAUCUACGGGCCAGAGUCUGUACUCCUGCGACCCAGACACAGAAGGGUGCGAGGAGGAGUUAAGACCAGAUGAUACCACUGGAACCUACAACAUUUGUUCAGCGGGUCGGACCUACACAAAAUCUGAGUGUUUCAAGGCAAACAUCCUCAAGGUCUCCUGCCGAGAUAUAAAUGGUCGGGUUUGGCCUCAAUGGGUUCGUUGCGAGAAAACAGAAAUCUGCAUUCAAAACAGCCUCGAGCCUCCAUAUGCCCGCUGCAAGCCGAUUGUCGACCUUGUGCUCUGGUACACUGCCCCGUCUGGCGGAAGUACAAAGAGUGAGAAAUAUGUACAUUCGACCAACAAGGCAUCCAGGACCAGAAUGGGAAACAUGUACUACGACAGCAACUUGAACGCCAUCAAGCUCUUCAAGACAGAGUUCUUCCAUGAACCAGGAUCCCAAGCUGUUGGCAUGGUUGAGGACGCGAACAGGGCCUAUUCCGACAUCGUCAAUUGGGCGACGACCGACAAUAUCAAGGUGGAUAUUGAGACUGGUGGAGCCGGGAGUAUUUCUGUCUACUCCUUCAUCGCCUAA
Messenger RNA from Ilyonectria robusta, 738 nucleotides. RefSeq lists its product as uncharacterized. The transcript has a single exon. The record is from RefSeq and is a predicted model, not a curated record. The coding region runs from base 1 to 738 and encodes 245 amino acids. NCBI's taxonomy places the organism in Eukaryota, Fungi, Ascomycota, Sordariomycetes, Hypocreales, Nectriaceae.